Brassica rapa (field mustard) is the source of this 684-nucleotide messenger RNA. RefSeq names its product napin-1A. The record is from RefSeq and is a predicted model, not a curated record. Lineage: Eukaryota; Viridiplantae; Streptophyta; Magnoliopsida; Brassicales; Brassicaceae. Gene Ontology annotation, molecular function: nutrient reservoir activity.
CGCCUCAUUCUUCACUCAAACCAAAACACAAGAAAACACACACAAAUAGCAAAUGGCCAACAAGAUCUUCCUCGUGUGCGCAACUCUUGCCUUCUGCGUCCUCCUCACCAACGCUUCCAUCUACCGCACCGUCGUCGAAUUCGACGAAGAUGACACUACCGACCAAAUAGGCCCAUUCCGCCCACCACAGAAAUGCCAGAGGGAGUUUCAGCAAGAGCAACACCUAAGAGCUUGCCAGCAAUGGAUCCGCCAGCAACUUGCGGGAUCACCCUUCAGCGAAAACCAAUGGGGUCCUCAGCAGGGGCCGUCUCUACGCGAGCAAUGCUGCAACGAGCUUUACCAGGAAGACCAAGUGUGCGUUUGCCCUACUUUGAAACAAGCAGCCAAGUCAGUUAGGGUCCAGGGACAGCACGGACCAUUCCAGUCCACCCGCAUCUACCAGAUCGCUAAGAACUUGCCUAACGUUUGCAACAUGAAACAAAUUGGAACAUGUCCCUUCAUUGCCAUCCCUUUCUUUCCUCCUUACUAAAUCCUAGUGUUAUCACAUGAUGAUCAUCAUUAAUGUGGGUUGUUGAUGUAUGUUUAACAACACACAGUCAUCGUGUGUUUUUACCAAAAAAAAUAAAAGUGUAAUAGUAGCUUGAGAGACUAAUGUAAUAAGCACUACUCGGUAAUAAAAGAGAA